UGCAGCCAAAUAUUAUACUAAAAUGGAUAAUAUAACCUCAAAGACAACAGAGGACGGAUUUGUUGUAAUGAUAGGCCAUUUUUGCAACGGACCGAUCGACGUCUCUGUGGUAAAAAAAACAUCGUCGCUAAUGUAUCGUGGGCGAUCGGUUCUUUUUCCUGCAGAGAUUCGCGUUUCGCGUGUUAAAAGAAUAGUAGGAGGACAAGACAGCGAUGAAAAUGAGUUUCCAUUUCAAGUUUCCUUACGAUAUUCGGACACUAUACACAUUUGUGGGGGUGCAUUGAUAAGUGAAAGACAUGUUUUGAGUGCUGCACAUUGCGUGUGCGAACUUUUCGAUGAACCUUAUGAUGAUUUAUCGGUGGUUACCGGUACUAUAAGUGUUAAAAAAGGUGGUAAGUAUCAUAAGGUUAAAACCAUCCAUUGUCAUCCCGAAUACGCUUUUGGAGCCGAGGAUUCUUGGACCCACGAUUUGGUAGUCAUCACGUUGAACGACAACGUAAUUUUGAGUUCUAGUCAAAAGCCUAUCGACUUGCCAAUUUCGGAUACCUUGGAAAACGUAUCCGCGACUUUGACGGGUUGGGGUAGACAUCAUUCUCAUGGUCCCUUGUCAGACAUUUUACAAAAAGUUACUCUCACAACUAUUACUAACGAAGAAUGUCAAACGUAUUACAAUAAUACUAUUUUACCGUCUCAUUUAUGUACCUUAGAACAUAAGGGAAUUGGCGCCUGUAAGGGCGAUAGCGGCAGUCCACUAACUUACAAUAAUCAAAUUAUCGGUAUAUUUUCUUGGACAAAGCCAUGUGCAGUUGGUUCGCCCGAUGUCUACACCAGAGUUUAUCAAUUUAUAGAUUUCAUUCGAAAUGCUACGCAAUAUGAAGAUCAACACAAACAGGUGUACUAUUUGACAUGAAAAAUCGUUCAUUGUUAAAAGUUAUACGAAUUGUUUCAUAAUUUAAUUGUUAUAUCAUUUUACAUAGUGCUAAAUACACGUAAAUUACAAAGAAUGUUGUAGAGAAGAAAAAUGAAAAAACCUCUCAUAAUAUAGACGGUUGAACUAAUGAUUGUUGUUUCACG
Polistes canadensis is the source of this 1074-nucleotide messenger RNA. RefSeq names its product chymotrypsin-2. The record is from RefSeq and is a predicted model, not a curated record. Gene Ontology annotation, molecular function: serine-type endopeptidase activity. Lineage: Eukaryota; Metazoa; Arthropoda; Insecta; Hymenoptera; Vespidae. The transcript has 4 exons. Gene Ontology annotation, biological process: proteolysis. The coding region runs from base 23 to 910 and encodes 295 amino acids.